AUGGGCGCCUCGACGUCCACGAUUCAAAAUGAACGAAAAGAAAAGGUAGAGAAGCUCUUUCGGCAGAACAAACGUUCGAAUCGGAGUCGAAGUUUGGAUUCGAGAUCAGAAAAAGCGAUUCGACCGAUCGGUUCCUCUCAAUCGGCCCGAUACCCAAAGCAAAGGGGAGCACCGAAUCAACGGAGAGAUUCGGCUGGUGGCACAAGCUGUGGCUUGUCGAUCGAGCAAAAACGCGCAAUCGAGGUGUGUUGGUUCAAAUUGUCGGAGAGACAGAUCCGGAAAUGUUCCGAGGAUAUUUUCCAGUCAAUUCUACAAACGGACGAGGAUUUACUGACAAUGUUUCGAUUGGAUAAUGUGCCCAAAGGAAAGAUUCGCGACUCGGAUUUCUUUAAAGCCCAAGCCGCCAACUUUGCGAUCGUUUUGGGUCUCGUUGUGACGAAUUUGCAAGAGAAUGCCGAUCAAGCUACAGAAGCGUUGAGGACAUUGGGCGCUCAACAUCUCAACUAUAACUCGAGGGGUUUUCAAAUGUAUCUCUGGGAUAUUUUCACCGAUUGCUUUGAGCAAAACUGCCCGACAACAUUUAAGAGUCGUUUCGAGCGCGAAUCUUGGUGUCAAAUGAUCCUUUAUAUUCUCCAACAGAUGAAAGUCGGAUACACAAAUGCGAAGAAAUUAUCCGAAAAUCGAUAUUUAACACCACCGAUUCGGGAA
Mesorhabditis belari is the source of this 708-nucleotide messenger RNA. The record is from the annotation of a GenBank genome assembly. Lineage: Eukaryota; Metazoa; Nematoda; Chromadorea; Rhabditida; Rhabditidae.